Molecule: messenger RNA, 870 nt
Organism: Trichosporon asahii var. asahii CBS 2479
Lineage: Eukaryota; Fungi; Basidiomycota; Tremellomycetes; Trichosporonales; Trichosporonaceae
Exons: 3
Coding region: 1-870 (289 amino acids)
Source: RefSeq, a predicted model, not a curated record
AUGUCGUCGUCUCGUGCUCCCGUCCUCUACAUCCCGCAUUCGGUGAGACCAGCCUACCUUGGCCCUGCUGACUUUCGACAGUGCCCGGUCGAGAUGUUCGAGCAAACGUCGCGCAUGCGCCCCGCGUUGCUGAAGUUGGGCGACGCUCUCGUUGCCAAAAAGCCAAAGGGUUUUGUCGUUAUCUCGUCCUACUGGGCCAACGACGACCACGGUGUCGCCGUCAAUGAGGACUCGACCAAUCCCCUCGUUUACAAGUACGAUCUGCGUGACCGCGCUUUGACCCGCUCCAAGCUGGACGGCGAGUUCUUCAAUGUGCGGUUUACGAGCCACGGCGACGCCGCAAUGCUCGAUGCCGUCAAGAGGGCGCUGAAGGACGGUAACGUCCCUUUCGAGUCAAAGAAGCGGGGGCUGGACAACGGUGUCAUGUUUGGGGAGAAGACCGACAUCCCCAUCGUCCAAGUGUCGCUCUACGGCGAGGACGACAUCAAGCUCGCCACCGAGCUUGGCAAGGCCCUCUCUGCUGUCCGUGACCAGGGUUACACCCUCGUCUGCAUCGGUCAGCCGCUGACGAGGCCGGACACUCAGAGCAUCAGUGACUCCGAGUCUAUGGACUACAUGCGCGCAGUGCGCGAUGCUGUCACGGCCGAUGACCCGCUCAAGGCAACACUGGCGCUGCAGGACAAUCCAGUGUUCCCCAAAAUCCCGUUUAAAAGGGACUACCAGCCCCUUGUCGUUGCCACCGCUGCGGUCCUGCCGGGUGAUAAGAGCGAGAUCAUCGCCGGCGGAAGCGACUCGGUCAGCCGAGACUACCUUGGAUACGAUACAGGGUAUGAGGGGCCCAUGGGCUGGGUCCUGUCCAUACAUAAGUAG